AUGGGAACUCGAGAACAGCCGCAUUUUCAAGAAGCGAACGAGCGUAUGCUGGAGCCAAUGAUUCGGCUACCGCUUGUGGAUAUGCUUCGAAGACUGAGCUCAAAACAAGACACAAUAUGUGGCUUUUUCGAAUCACAGUACUGGCACUGCCUGGAAGCAUUUGGUCAAAAGCUUGGACGAAAAUACUGCGAUUUGGAACGCCGCGAUUUUAAUGAAUGCAUCACCAAUUAUAAACAGAAAAUGCGUGCCGAAUGGAUGCAGAUGCAGUACAAGCGUCAUUGGGACGAAAAAAAGCAUGGCCCACGUCCAGAAGGACCGAAAUUGGGCGAAGCUUAUCCUGAUUACUUCUCGCACAAUCCUCCGGAUGCCAUACAUUGA
Molecule: messenger RNA, 378 nt
Organism: Gongylonema pulchrum
Lineage: Eukaryota; Metazoa; Nematoda; Chromadorea; Rhabditida; Gongylonematidae
Source: the annotation of a GenBank genome assembly